This is a messenger RNA of Penicillium daleae, 1674 nucleotides long. RefSeq lists its product as uncharacterized. The transcript is spliced from 2 exons. Lineage: Eukaryota; Fungi; Ascomycota; Eurotiomycetes; Eurotiales; Aspergillaceae. The record is from RefSeq and is a predicted model, not a curated record. Bases 1 to 1674 code for a protein of 557 amino acids.
AUGACCACUGCCCAGCGUGCGCGCCCUCAUGAAAUGGUCUCCUCCGCGCAAGUCCUCGAUCGCAUACCCCUCCAAAGCGCCCCCUCCGUCGUGUCGCGACCCUCGCAGUCCACGCGCCGACACCAUCGCUCGGGGCGCUCGCAUCAUGGCGGCUCCAUGCAGUCCUCCUCGAAUGAUUUCCCCAUCUUCACCUAUACCGGCGACACCGAGAUCGUCAUUCGCGCCGGCGCAGAGGAACGCCGCUAUCUCCUCCACCGUUUGAUUUUGGCACAAUGCUCGGGUUUCUUCGAGGCAAGCACAAAUGAGGACUGGUCGGGUCAGACGGCUCCGCCGCGGGUGCCGGCAAAGGCAGACGGGUCGUUGUCACGCGUGAGCGAGGAUUCCUUGUCGAAUGGGUCAACACUAGUGCAAGGAGAUCAUGGGAAGGUCACGGCGCGUGUGGUCGAUAAGCGGCGAUGGAGAUAUGAGCUGGAUUGGGAGACUCGUGGGAAGGAUGAAGAGCCAAUUCUCGUUCAAAAGCAACCCUCCUACGCUCCAAUGUUUGGCGGCGACCAACCUGCAUUUUCCCCGACAUCGACCAAACCGUCUAGCGCACAGGCAGGAUACUUUCGUUCCAUGGCCAACCUGGCUGGAAUGCAAUCGGUAGUGCAUCUACCGCAGACAGUUAGUAGUAACCACAGCUCCAUGGAUCCGUUGAUACGCGACUACGACAACCUUUUCCGCUUGUUCUAUAAUCACCCACCCGCGUUGAAUAGCGUCAAUAUUGCCUCGGCCUACACGGAGUGCAAGUCUCUCCUCGCAUUGGCAGACAUGUACGACGCACUCCCCGUGACUGGCCCGCGAGUCGACCACCAUUUGCUGGGAUUCGGCUCGCGCCUGUUCAAGCAAAUCGCCAAAUACCCACCCAGCUACCUCAAGCUGGGAUAUCUGGCACGUAGCCGGGUCAUCUUCACCGAGGCGUUGAUUCACGUUGUGGGACAAUGGCCCGCAGCCCUGCCAAACCUACGCAAUGGCUCCUACGCCCCAUUGCCCAACUCCGUCCUCGACUUGAUCGAGGACAAAUUUGAGGAUCUUGAAGACCUCAAGGCCCGCGUCGAGUCCAAGCUCUUCCGUCUUACUCUCACAACCUCCCGCGGUGAACGCGUUGGGCCGUCAAAUGCGUACCUGGACUGGCUCGCUGUCUCCCUCUUCCGCCAGUGGCUCAUUGAAAACAUUACUCCCCCACCAGCACCGAUUCUCAAGAAUCCAUCCAGCACCCACCACACCGCUCCUCCGCCUCCAGCUGUUGCAGGCUCUCAAACAACCUCUACCAAACCUACCGCCCCACCUGACCCAACCGCUCGCGUAUACAGAUUGAUCGGUUCCCCGUCAUCACAGGCAUACCUCGCCCACGACGAAGUCAAACGCUUCCUCAAACUUCACCCAACACCAUCCUCCGACGCCCUGUACACGCGUGAAACCCUGAAACGCUUCGAGCGCAAGAUGGACGAGAUCAAGCGGCUGGCCCGCGAAAUCGUCAAACCAUUGAUGCGCAACUUCCUUGAGCUAGAGCUGAAGAGCAGCACCGAGCAGACUACCGGCACUGCCGGCCCUCACGACACCAGUCCAUCUACUGGCCUCCCAUAUCUAACCUGCACUCGCGUAGAAGAGGCCGAUCUACCUUGGGACCUUUGA